Molecule: messenger RNA, 2465 nt
Organism: Zonotrichia leucophrys gambelii
Lineage: Eukaryota; Metazoa; Chordata; Aves; Passeriformes; Passerellidae
Exons: 2
Coding region: 205-1737 (510 amino acids)
Cellular component (GO): plasma membrane
Source: RefSeq, a predicted model, not a curated record
AGUGACCACAGAAGUGGAUUCAAGCCAGGAGCUGAAGAACUGAAGAUCCUGAUUUGGACAGAGUUCACAGCCAAGGCUGACCACAAAGAGAACCUUCUUCUGGAACACCUUCAGGAAGAUGUUCGCAGAGCUGGCCAGAGCAAGCUGGACAUUUUCACAAGGCUCCGUUUCCACCGUCCCCGGUGGGAGAAGACCCGGCGGGGGAUGAGUGGGGGCUUCCCAGCCCCCCGUCCUCAGCGGGAGAAGCCCCGGUGGGGGAUGAGUGGGGGCUGCCCGGCCCCCCCUGCUUCGCGGCGGGGGGGGGCGAAACUGCGCCGAGCGAAGAAGUUUUUUUUACUCUUUCUCCGGAGCCUGCGCAGACGGAACCUUCUCCCCCCCCUCCUUCUCUCUCCGGGGGGAUGGGAAUGGGCGGUCCCGCUCGAACCAGUGCCGUUGGUACCGCCCCUGCCAGCGCUGCGUCCGCCUUCAAGACCCGCCUCACCGGCGCGGCCGCCACUCCAGGCGAUCCCGUCUCCGCCUCUCCAGGCAGUCCCGCCCACGGCUUCACAGGCCUCCCCGCCCCUGCCAGCGCCUGCGUCUGAGAAUGCAGAAGAGGCACUUCCUGUGGCUGCUGAGUUGCUAAGCGACGACGACGCGUCUCCAGCUUCCGGCUCAGCGGAGGAGAAGAUCUCUCCGGCCCCUCCGGCCCCUCUGCCGCUUCCAUCGGCCUCCUCGCCGCCUCAAGCCGAGACGGUCCCUGUUCAGGAUGGUGCUGGAGACGGCGCCGAACCUGCGGGACCCUCGGAAAAGCCCGCGGCUGCUCCUACAUCCAGCGAGAUUCCCUCCCCGGUUCCGGCUUCCCCCCCGCUGCCUGCACAGGCUGCCCCAGCAGUCCUGCCGUUGUCGGAGGCUGUGUCCUCCGUGUCGGCGUCAGAGACUGCCCUGGAACCGGCGGCUUGUUCGAGCUCGGACCAUCCCGGACCGGUUGCUGUAGCAGCGGCCCCGGCGGCUGGCCUCCCCUUCAGUGGAGCGGGGAGUGCUCGCCAGCUGACUGUCGGGGCGAUGUGUUUGCCUGCUUUCAAGAUCAGCAUUCUCGGCGGGCUGAGGGGUGUUUUUUCGGGGAUUGUCCCAUGGAGGCUGCCAUCUCUGCCGCCUCUCUUGCGCCCUAGUGGCGGGGGGCAGGUGCAUCCCGAGAGCUCUGCCUCUGAUCUCCAGCCCGGAGGGGGUGGGGAUGAUGCCAUGGGGCGGAUGAGACACAAACCCAAUGCAUUGCAGGGGAAGAGGGCACAGAUGGAGGAGACCAUAGCUGGUUUGCUGUGGGAAACAAACAUCUCCAGACCCCGGAUGGGAUCUCUGGGAAGGCUUCUAUUUCCCUGCUGCUGGCAUGCCUCAGUGGUUUUGGGGAAAGGAAGCGUGUCCCCACUCGUGCUGCCAUUGUACUGGCAGCAGGGUGCAGGCCUGUGGGAAUGCAGAGCCUGCCUCAUGGGUUUGGCCUGGGCCGUUGGGCUCAGGAAGUUUUUGGGCCAGGGCCAGCAUUUGGCCUCUUGGUGUUUCUGGGGGUUGAGGUUUCUCCUGCUGGUCCUGGUCCCCCUUUGCGGGCCAGUUUUGGGGUUCCAGGUCCAUCAUGGGCCAGGGCCCCCAGGGCCUUUCCUUCUCUGGCACUGCUCUGCUCUGCUGCUGCUCUUUUCAUUUUCGAUAAAAAAAAAAAAAAAAAAAAAAAAAAAAAAAAAAAAAAAAAAAUUAAAUAAAAAAGAUUGAAAACAGUGGGCAGCAGCUCUGAAGCACUGAAGCAUUGAAGGGCCAGAAAAGGACAUUCUAAAGUUGUUCAAAUUGUUUGAAAUUGUUUGAAAUAGUUGUAAGAUUGUCAAUAUGUUUUUGAUAACUGUUGAUGGGACUUUUGCAGCAAGUCUGUUUUCAGGACGGAAAAGGACUCUCAGAUAUCUAAGAGAAACAACUUCAGCUCUUGGACUGUUCCUGAAACCCAGCUGCUUGGGCUUGAAUUCUCUUUGCAUUGUUUUUUGCAUUUUUUUAGAUUGUAGGAUUGUUUUAGUGAUUUAUUAGUAUUGUAUAUUUUACAGUUGAAGAAAUCUCCUGUUCAUUUCACAUCAGCAUUUUUCUUUUAAUUUAUACAAUUUAGAAGGGUGAGAUGUCGCAGACAUUUCUUCAUAGAAAUCCUUUCUUUGGGAUUUCUCCUUCUUCUGGGAAGCAAAGGGCCCCAGAAGAAGAAUGUAAACAAUUGUUAUCAGCUGUUGUGAAAUGUAGCAGGUGUCCCUGUGAUUGGCUCAUCUUCCUUGUGUACCAUUAAAGGCCAAUCACAGGAGCAGCUCAGGGACAGAUUCCCUGGGCAAAGAACUUUGUUAUUCUUUCUUUCUAUUCUAUUCUUAGCAUAGCUGCUCUCUGCAACUUCUCUUCUUAUUCUCUUUUAGUAUAGUUAUAAUGUAUUAUAUAUCUUAUAUCAAUAAAUCAGCCUUCUGAUCAAGAAACAA